This is a messenger RNA of Oryza sativa Japonica Group (Japanese rice), 1961 nucleotides long. NCBI's taxonomy places the organism in Eukaryota, Viridiplantae, Streptophyta, Magnoliopsida, Poales, Poaceae. The record is from RefSeq and is a predicted model, not a curated record.
AUGGAGGAGGCAGGCGAUGCAUCUGCAGCACUGGAUCCCAAGUUUGCUCCUCUGCUGCUGUUCGGCGGCCACGGCGACGCCACGUUCCUGUACAGCGUGCCGACGAGGGCGCUGCUGCCAAUGCCAACGCCAACGAGGGUGGGCGACGGCGGCGUCGACGACAUGAUGAGAUGCCACCGCUGGUGGACCACGGCGCAGGGCUGGUUGCUCAUGGCGCGCCGCGGCUCGCCGUGCACUUUUUUAUGGGACCCUUUCACCGGCCGCCGUGUCGGGCUGCCUCCCGACCACGACGGCACCGUCCUCGCCGCCGAAGGCAGCCAUCGCCGGAGGUGCCUCCUGUCAUGCUGCGGUCCCAUGGACCCGACCAGCUGCACCGUGCUCGUCAUCGACCUCGCCUACCCGGAGCUCUGGUAUUGCCGCCCCGGCGACAACCACUGGGUGAAGCUCCAUCAGCAACCGUACCAGUACCGCAACCCUGCCCACCGUGACGCCAUCAUCAGGUUUUUACGCAAGUUUACGGCGAUCGACGGCAAGUUCUACACUGAACUACACACCGGCAAUGUCGGCGUCCUCGAGUUCUUGCCGGAGGUGGCGUUCACCAAGAUCGCUGGCUGGUUGUUACUGUGCUGCUUGCUGCUGCAUGUAUCUUUUUUUUUCCCGAUCAGAGAUCGGGUUUGCGUCGUCCACCGCCUCGUCGAUAUCUACGCGUCUCUGACAUCGGCAUCGACUUCGUCGUCCUGCCCCGCGCAUCUUCGGCUUGAUCACCCGUUCAAGCGUCCGACUACAACGACUUCUGUAACCGAUCGUCAUCGAGCAUGCGUCUACGCCAUCAAGCUCUGGGUUGCCGCUGUGUCGCCUCCUUGGGCCGCAGUGCCGCUGCCUAUGGUCCACACCUCCAUUGGCUAUUGCAACGCUGAGAGGCGCCCUUCUCAGCGUGGCCUCACCGCCGGUGGACUUCUCGCCGCUGCAUCGACAUGGAGCUGCAGCUGUGCUGUCCUCUCGGACCAUAGCUUUGCCACUUUCGUCGUCUUCAUCGCCGUUCGCGCAUCGACAACCUCGUCGUCCGCACUGGUCAUAGUCAGCCGCUCGGGGUCUCCUUCCUCUACUUCAAGCAUCGCCGCCGCAUCUCCAAGCUGCCACUGUCGCCACUCUAGGCCGGUGGUGCAGCUACCUCUACAUGGCUACCGAUGUCGCCGUCCAGGCCGUUGGUCCCGCUAUUUCGCCUUCUACUUUGUCCAGCAUGACUCAUCGCCAGCGUCGCCGUAUCUUCCUCGACUACACUUCGCUCUUCUCCGGCAACUGCGUGCUGCUCCGGCAAUUCUCCCUCUACGCCGUUCUCGCGCUGCGACUGUCCCAGAGGCCUUCUCUGCUAGUCUCCUCCGACAUUGGCGUAUGAUUCAUGGUGGUCUCCUGUCUCGCCCGCGCGGUAUUGGCAACACCGGCGCGCGCGUUUGUCCCGAGUUGUCCCGGGGUCUGGCAAGCCCUGUGUAACGUCUCGUCCUUUACGGUUCGACUACAUUGGCUCUUCGGCGUCAUCUUCCUCAACGACCGCCGCGAUUGUAUCACCGUCUUCGUCUCCAGCGCGUCCUCACGCACCAUUGGUCCACGAUGCCCUCCCGUCCAUCCACGACCACUCUACGACGCCCCCUGCGCCUUACGGCUCGACUACCUCGACAUCAUCGACUUCCCGACUUCGGCUACAUCGACCACGGCUACUCUACGCACGGCUUCAUCAACCACGGCUCUCUCGGCUCCUUCGCUUUGGUUACAUCGACUAUGGCACAAAGGGCUAUCAUCUGUGUUGAGUACUCUUUCCGGUUUCUUCUCCAGUCCAAGUGUCCGCGCUGCUCACGCUUGGACUGCGGGGGAUGUUAGAGUAUAUGGUAGUUAGAGUCAUAUUAGGAUAGGAUUGGUUUGUUUGGAUUCCUUCCAUAUAUGUAAUUCUUCCUUAUCUUCUCCCC